AUGUCGCAGACCCUUCACGCCAACGCACCCUCCUGGGAUGUUUUCAAUGUCACUGGUCUCGUUGCUGUGAUCACCGGUGGUGGGUCUGGUUUGGGUCUUAUGUUUGCCAAAGCUCUUGAAGCAAACGGGGCCGCCAAGGUGUACAUAAUUGGUCGCAAUUGGCAGAAGCUGGAGGCAGCAUCGAAACAAGCAAAAUAUGGGAACAUCAUUCCGUUGCCCGGUGAUGUCACCUCGAAGGAGUCUCUCAAGGAAUCUGUUGACUACAUCACUGCGAGAGAAGGGUACAUCAAUCUGCUUGUUCUCUGUGCGGGUCGCUCUGGCCCUGGCAUGGGCGAUGAUAAAUCAGGUUUGACGACUUUGGAAGAUAACCAAAGAUACCUCUUGUCCCUAGACAUGGACGACUGGACAAAUACGUACCACGUCAAUGUGACUGCGUCCUUUUACACGGCUAUCUCAUUUUUGCUCUUGCUCGACGCGGGGAACAAACAACGCAAUUUCCCUGUUCAAAGCCAAGUCAUCAGCAUGUCUAGCGUUGGAGGCUACUGCAGAGGCCUGUUUGGAUCAUUCGCUUAUGCCAUCUCCAAAACUGGCGUCCGACAAAUCACGCAGAGCUUGGCUACUCAUUUUGCACCCUGGCAGAUUAGGUUCAACGCCCUGGCACUCGGUGGUUUCCGUUCCGAGCUAACGGAGCAAAUGGCAUUGUUCAAGUUGACGGAUCCAAAGGCGGAGGAUGAUGGCUCGGUUCCAGCGUCUCGCGCGACAGUACUCCGGGCUGGCCGUGAGGUGGAAGCAGCUGGCGCAAUGCUCUACCUAGCCUCACUGGCUGGUGGGUACACUAACGGAACGGUAAUUUUGGCUGAUGGUGGCAGCGCCUCCGUGGUUCCCAGCACAUAUGGUUGA
Colletotrichum orchidophilum is the source of this 900-nucleotide messenger RNA. RefSeq names its product short chain dehydrogenase. The transcript is spliced from 4 exons. The coding region runs from base 1 to 900 and encodes 299 amino acids. Gene Ontology annotation, molecular function: oxidoreductase activity. The record is from RefSeq and is a predicted model, not a curated record. NCBI's taxonomy places the organism in Eukaryota, Fungi, Ascomycota, Sordariomycetes, Glomerellales, Glomerellaceae.